UAUACUUAAGAAGGUGGUCAAGUGAACAAUCAGUCAGUUAUUCUGCUUUUGCGCUGAACGCAUCAUGUCUCGAGAAGAGGUCACUAUGUUUGUACUAAGAAAGAUCGUGGUUGACGCAUUUAUGUUUGGUGCUUUGGCAUUCAGCAUCUACUUCACACGGUACCUAUGGCCGCCCUUCGAGCGCGGCUUCUUCUGCGGAGACGAGAGCCUGAUGUUCCCCUACAAGAAUGACACCGUAUCUACUACGGUUCUCAGAGCUGUCGGGCUCGGAUUGCCCAUUGCCUUUUUCCUUGUAUGCGAAUGGGUGCUACUUCGGAAUAACUACGAGAAUAAGCGCUGUUUCGGUCUGCGCGUGCCAAGCUGGUUGCGCGGUUUCUACUGCGCUAUGGUCUCCUUUGGUCUGGGCACCUGCUUCGUCGAGCUAACUACCAACAUUGCUAAGAACGUCAUAGGAAGACCACGACCACAUUUCUUUGAUUUAUGCAAACCAUCAGUCGACUGCAGUAUGAUGACGUGGCGCGGGAGGUACAUUCAAGCGGACGAGUACACUUGCACCGGCACUCUAACAGACAAGUUUGCGGACAUGCACAUGUCUUUCCUCAGCGGACACUCGUCCUGGUCCGCGUACACCAUGAUUUAUUUAGCUCUAUACCUAGAGAAGCGUAUGGUUUGGCGCGGCACCCGAGUCCUCCGCCAUUCUCUGCAGUUCGCUGUCGUCAUGCUGAGUUGGUUCACCGCACUGUCUCGCGUCUCUGACUACAAACACCACUGGAGCGAUGUGCUUGCUGGAUAUUGCCUUGGUCUUACGCUUGCUGUAUUGGUGUGGACAUGGGGCACCGACAUCAUACCACAGAAGAAAAAACAUUCCCCGUUGCCGCAACAUGACUUUUCCUUGGCGAUACAUCCACAUGCUGCUGCGCCCGCGUAGCAGAAAUAUAAUAAGUUAAUAAUUAAUUUACGAUAAUACUCAAAAAAUAUUGUCUUAAGGAAAUUGUUCAUAUUUUAAAUUCUAUGUGUAAAUUUUCAUUAUUUUAGUCGUGAAAUUGUGCCAGUUUAAACAUAACAUUAUUUAGUUUAUAUUUACUGUUAAACAUAAGUUAGGUUUAGAGUAUAAGAUAGUAAAUUAUGUACAUUUAUAUUUAAUUCUAAACGCCUGGCAAAAUUUUUAUGACAGUGUUGUGAUGGAAUAUAAAAAUUCGCAUCAAUAUUUGCAAAUAAUGAAGUCUUCUGUGAUAUUAAUUUACGCCAACAAU
Molecule: messenger RNA, 1253 nt
Organism: Papilio xuthus (Asian swallowtail)
Lineage: Eukaryota; Metazoa; Arthropoda; Insecta; Lepidoptera; Papilionidae
Source: RefSeq, a predicted model, not a curated record